UUAGUUCUCACAUUAUGACCAAGUCAGUAAACUCAGUAUAUAAACACACCCAACACUGUGUGAGGUUCUUUCUGAAGAAGAGAUGAAGAUGCUGCACUGGUCUGUGAUUCUGCUCACGCUGUCCGGAGUUCUCGCUCCCAGUGAUUGGGGUGUGAAAUAUCCGGAUAAUCCGAUCUGUGCUGUGAGAGGAUUCAGUGUCUCCAUUCCCUGUAGUUAUUCUUAUCCAACAUCAAAUCACAAUAUUCAGGUGACACAAAAGCUUUGGUGCUCAUUGAACUCAAACAGAGAUAAGUGUCAAACCCCCCCGUAUGUUUAUAACAGCUCAUCAAUCACCACAUCAGACUUUGAGUACGCUGGAGACGACAAAUCAGACUGCACUUUGUUAAUCCACAAUGUACAGUUCAGUUAUUCUGGAGAGUACAGAUUCAGAUUUAUAACUGAUAAUCCCAGUGACAGAUGGACAGGUGUACCUGGAGCGACUCUACAAGUUGCAGAUUUAAAGGUGUCACUAAUCAGGCUCAGUGGAAUUGGAACCCUUAAACAAGGAGACUCGUUAAAUCUGACGUGUGAUGUGAACUGCACACAAAGUUCCUCACAGUUUGUGUGGUCUAAGAACAACGAGCGCUUACCUGAAUCAGGACCCGUUCUUCACUUUCCUGCUGUAACCGUGAGGGAUUCUGGGAGUUACACCUGCACUUGGAAAACCAACAUGACGUCAGGAUCUAAAACGAUCAGCCUUCACGUCGAGGGUGUUUGGGGUGUGAAUUAUACCACGCCGAUCUGUGCUGUGAGAGGAUUCAGUGUCUCCGUUCCCUGUAGUUAUUCUUAUCCACAGCACAAUUAUCAAGUGACACAAAAGCUGUGGUGCUCAAUGAACUCAAACACAGGAGGGUGUGAAAACCCCCCGUAUGUUUAUAACAGCUCAUCAAUCACCACAUCAGACUUUGAGUACGCUGGAGACAACAAAUCAAACUGCACUUUGUUAAUCCACAAUGUACAGUUCAAUUAUUCUGGAGAGUACAGAUUCAGAUUUAUUACUAAUGAGACCAAAGGCAGAUGGACAGGUGUACCUGGAGCGACUCUACAAGUUGCAGAUUUAAAGGUGUCACUAAUCAGGCUCAGUGGAAACGGAACCCUUAAACAAGGAGACUCGUUAAAUCUGACGUGUGAUGUGAACUGCACACAAAGUUCCUCACAGUUUGUGUGGUCUAAGAACAACGAGCGCUUAAAUACAUCAGGACCCGUUCUUCACUUUCCUGCUGUAACCGUGAGGGAUUCUGGGAAUUACACCUGCACUUGGAAAACCAACAUGACGUCAGGAUCUAAAACGAUCAGCCUUCACGUCGAGGGUGACAAUCCUGAAAAUCCUGACCAUUGGUCAGUCUGGAUGAUUGUUGUGGUGACAGGUGGACUGAUUAUCCUCAUCUUAGCUAUCGCAGUUGUGAUUUUCCACAGGAGGUUUCUGUGUGAGCGCAGGAGUGUCCACACUGAGCAGCAGAAGGAGGAUGAUUCUGAUAUCUAUGCUAAUGCCCAGCAGAAGGAGGAUGAUUCUGACAUCUAUGCUAAUGCCCAGCAGAAGGAGGACGAUUCUGACAUCUAUGCUAAUGUUUAGUAGCAGCGAGCUGAUCACAGGUUCACACCUCAUGCUUUAACGCUUCUGCUUGUGAAUAAAGUUUAUUUUUAUUUUUCAGCUCAUGAGGUGUGAAACAGCAUAUUCAUUUCCUGUUUUGCAUUUGAACUUAACUGCACGUUAUAAUACUAAACUGGACGUUGUACCAAGAAAGCCAAAAGUGAAGCCAGAAUGUCUCUGAUGCCCUCUAGUGGUUGGCUGCAGAACAGUUUUUAUCCCCGCCCAUUCCCAUGUUAGUGAAUGGAGACUGAGUCAAACUUCCAGUUUAAGUUACUUCUCCACAAAUUAUUUUCAGGAAUAGUAUUCUGUCAUUUUUACACGUUGACAUUAAUAUCUCCCCCAAUAUUUUUCUUAUGAUAAAUGUGUGGGUUGUUUUUAAAUUUGGUGAUAAAUAAAAAAUGGUGUGGUUGAUGAGGUGAUUGAAGGAGUCAGAUAUUACAGUCAAGCCUAAGGAACACACACACCUGAAGCUCUGGACAGUUCUGUAUUAAAGCCAUUUCCUGUUCCACUGUAAACUGUUCUAACAGAGCCUCCGCAGGGAAUUCUCUAGGCCUACAGAUUUUCUGAUCUGUGGCUCAUUUUGAUGUCUAAGCUGUAGCUCACUGUACUGAUGUUAUAGCUAGCAAACCGACAUGAGUGGAUGAAAUGAUGGCACAAUCCAAGUCACCUAACACUAGUUACAUUUCAUAUUAAUUUAUUAACUGUACGACCUUAGCGAACACUCAAAUAUCUUGGUAAUGUUAGCCAGUCUCUCCUUUUUAAAUGAACUGAUGCAGUGGAUGUGAGAGCACUUUUUCAGAUGGGGUAGAGCUUCACAUUUUACAUAUUAAUUAUUAAAGCUCUACUUCCCACAGCGCCAUUUUAAGUUGCUCUGUAGGUAAUCGUGGACAGGUUCCUGUCUGGGCAGGUGAGAGGAGGACACACUGUCUGUCCUGCUGUAUCUACUGUCCCAAGUCUCUACUGUGCAGACUCUGGCACUAAUUUUUUCAAGAUGGCGACUCCCAUUGCAACCCCAAAAAGGCUUCAAAAACACACAAUGGGAGUGAGUGGCGCCAUGUUGUCCACUCAUAAAUACAGUCAUUGAUCAAACCAACACAUAUUAGUUUCAGUGGGUUUCAUUAUGCUCGGAAUGUAAAGGAAUUAAUUUUACUGUAGGAUUUUAAAGUAA
Ictalurus furcatus (blue catfish) is the source of this 2798-nucleotide messenger RNA. RefSeq names its product carcinoembryonic antigen-related cell adhesion molecule 2-like. Bases 83 to 1612 code for a protein of 509 amino acids. The record is from RefSeq and is a predicted model, not a curated record. The transcript has 7 exons. NCBI's taxonomy places the organism in Eukaryota, Metazoa, Chordata, Actinopteri, Siluriformes, Ictaluridae.